Messenger RNA from Myripristis murdjan (pinecone soldierfish), 2260 nucleotides. RefSeq names its product solute carrier family 2 member 10 (gene slc2a10). Gene Ontology annotation, biological process: D-glucose transmembrane transport; circulatory system development. Lineage: Eukaryota; Metazoa; Chordata; Actinopteri; Holocentriformes; Holocentridae. Bases 474 to 2105 code for a protein of 543 amino acids. Gene Ontology annotation, molecular function: D-glucose transmembrane transporter activity. Gene Ontology annotation, cellular component: membrane. The transcript is spliced from 7 exons. The record is from RefSeq and is a predicted model, not a curated record.
AUGCCUGAGGAGGACAGAGACACAGAUUCACCUGACUGGCUGGCUGACGUGGGGGCGUCUCUCUGUGGAAGUUGCCUGUGCGGGACAGCUGGGAGGUAGUCAUGCUCUGGCGUCAAAACACCCAAAACUAAAUUUUCUCUCUCCUGCAACUUGAGCCGCCGCUGCCACGUCACUGCGACUUCCUGGAGAAAGCAGCAGCCCGGAGCAUCCGCAUACUGCGAGUCUGCCUCUGAAGAAAAAAAAAAAAAAAACUUUCACACUUUUUCAUUGAGAAACUUCUCCAAACUGAGGCUUCAGAUUUGGGAGCCGAUGGAGCAAACUGCAUCUGCCUGCCCCGUUAUGACCGCAGCCUCCAUGCCGCCGCGCUCUGGAAGCCGCCCGGCCGCCUGAACUACGAGGAUGUUUGCUAAGAAAUUAACCUGGACCUGCGUGGCCUGACUGAAAUGUGCAUACUUGGAAAAGAGACAUAAGCAAUGGGUUGCUCCACCCUGUCACUGGCCAGCGUGGUGUCCACUCUGGGAGGCCUGGUCUUCGGUUAUGAGUUGGGCAUCAUCUCAGGCGCCCUGCUGCAGCUCCGGGCCGAGUUCAGGCUGUCGUGUGUCCAGCAGGAGGCGCUGGUCAGUGCCUUGCUCAUUGGAGCCCUGCUGGCCUCGGCUGUGGGCGGCUGCCUGAUCGACCGCUACGGCCGCAGGAGCUCCAUCCUCCUCAGCAACGUCCUGAUCCUCACCGGCAGCCUGGUGCUGCUGGGCAGCUCGUACCCGGCGCUGGUGGUGGGCAGGAUCACGGUGGGCUUCGCCAUGUGCAUAUCCUCCAUGUCCUGCUGCAUCUUCGUGUCUGAGAUGGUCGCCGCCAACCGCAGGGGCCUGCUAGUCACUCUGUAUGAGGCUGGGAUCACCGUGGGCAUCCUGGCAGCCUACGCUAUGAACUACGUCCUGUCUGAUACCAAAGGAGGGUGGAGGUACAUGUUUGGAUUGGCUGUAGUGCCCACGUUGGUUCAGCUGGCCUCCAUAAGGUUCCUUCCGUCCAGUACCAGGGAAUCAUCAAGCCAAAGGCACUGUGGGCGACCUGAGGAAGACCUGACGAGCUCCACCGGAGGUCCAGACGAAGCAGAGAGCUCAGGCAGAGGCAGACAGGUGCAGUACGGCGUCCUGUACCUGUUCCAGCGUAAAGACAACAUGAGGACCAGGACGGCCAUUGGGCUCGGCCUGGUGAUCUUCCAGCAGCUCACGGGCCAGCCCAACGUCCUCUUCUACGCCUCCACCAUCUUCCACUCGGUGGGCUUUCAGAGCGACGCCUCGGCCGUGUUGGCGUCCGUGGGCCUGGGGCUGGUCAAAGUGAUCGCCACCGUGAUCUCCAUGGUGUUUGCCGACAGGGCGGGCAGGAGGCCUCUGCUCAUCGGCGGAUGCUCCGUCAUGGCAGUGUGCCUGAUAACCAUCGGGUUUCUCAGCGGACACUCGGUGCUCAGUGCCGAGAGGCCGUGCGGUUCAGAGGACUUCAUCGCCAACACGACUUCUCUACCUCGCACAACUCUGGACAAUCAGUCGGUUCUCGACGCAGCUCUUGAAGAAAGCCACAGACUCCUCAAUAAGAACCAAAUCGGAGACGUGGCUGAGCCUUUCAAAAAUGCCAGCAGCUCCUCUCUGGCGUCCCCUCCAGCCGUCCAGGGAUCAGCGGUGAACUGGAUCAUUCUCGUCUGUAUGAUGUUUGUCGUCAGUGCGUACUCCGUUGGAUUUGGACCAAUGACCUGGCUCGUCCUGAGCGAGAUUUUCCCCUCGGCUGUCAGAGGAAGAGCGUUCGCCUUCACCAACUGCUUCAACUGGGCUGCCAACCUGCUGGUCACCUUCUCUUUCCUGAACGUCGUCGAUGUCAUCGGCCUGUCGGGGACUUUCCUCCUAUACGGACUGACAGCUGUGGCCGCUGUGGUUUUCUUCUACUUCAUGUUGCCAGAGACCAAGGGGAAGUCUCUGGAGGAAAUAGACAAGGAGCUGUGUUUAAACAGGAUGCAGCACAGCGAGGAAUGCUGCAGCGUCAUCAGCCGGCGGUUGACCUCCCUUCAGUACCAGAGAGUUCACUGUCAGCUCAGCACCUCGGGCUGCAGCAAUUAAUGUGCUCCUUCACGUUUACUUUACAACAGUUUCCCAAAGGAUAUCUGAAUUAUUUUUUACACACUAUGGAGUGAGAAUGCUGUAACAGAACAAGGUGGACGAUCCAUAUGUGCAUCUCGAUGGGUAGAUGUGCAAUUACUGCACUUAUAAUACAA